Messenger RNA from Dendrobium catenatum, 6610 nucleotides. RefSeq lists its product as uncharacterized. Bases 81 to 6557 code for a protein of 2158 amino acids. Lineage: Eukaryota; Viridiplantae; Streptophyta; Magnoliopsida; Asparagales; Orchidaceae. Gene Ontology annotation, molecular function: nucleic acid binding; ADP binding. Gene Ontology annotation, biological process: DNA integration; defense response to fungus. The record is from RefSeq and is a predicted model, not a curated record. The transcript has 6 exons.
AGCUGAAGCUCUUCCUGCGCAAGUGUCGACUUGGAUCGAACUGAGUUCAUCCAAGCAAUUAGAUAGGGCAAACGAUUGAGAUGGUAACGCCGAUCAACUUGCUUGUUUCGAAGGUGCUUGAGACGUUGUUCAACAUGGCAAAGGAGGAGUUAGCAAUGCAGUUAAGGUUGGUAGACGAUGUGAAGAAACUUCAGAACACCCUUGAAAGGCUUGAGUGCUAUCUCCAAGACUCUGAGAAGAAAAUCAUCGAGGAUGAUUCCACAAAACGAUGGCUCAACCAAAUCAACCAUGCUAUGUACGACAUCGAGGACCUGCUCGAAGAAUACGACGCCCUCAAAAUCAAUAAUAGUGAAAGCAUGAGCAGCAAAGAGGUUAGGUCGAGUUCUUCUUCGUCUACCAAGGUACGCUUCUGGUUAUCUGUCAAGAUUUCCGGCUUCAAGAAAGUUGCAUCCAAUCAUCGGAUUGGUGUCGAUCUUCGAAGGCUUAACAAACAGUUAAAUGACGAAAUCAAAGGGCAAAUACCCGAAUUAUCGUUUAUGAUUAACUUUGCACCUACUGGUCCGGUGGAGAGCCAAAUAAGAUCGAAUAACAGGACUACCGCUGUAGUGGUCCGUUCAGAUAUAGUGGGCAAUAGAAUACAGGAUGAUGCUCGGCGCUUGAUCAAGUUGUUGACCAAAGAUGAUGACCGCGACAACCCUCUUGUAUAUGCCAUCGUUGGAAUGGGAGGGAUUGGCAAAACCACCCUGGCCAAAUUAGUAUUUGAUGAUCACAUAAUCGCAAGCCGCUUUCAGGUAAAUGUGUGGGUCUCUGUAUCCCAGAAUUACAAUGAAAAUGAUAUAUUGAGAAACAUCAUAACAUCUGCUGGCGGAGAUGGUAAGCGUUGUCACAAUUUUGACUCGCUCAGUAAGAAGGUUAUCGAUAUGGUGAAAGACAAAAGGGUAUUUAUGGUGUUGGAUGAUGUGUGGGAGACUAAGAGAGUAUGGAAUGACAUGUUGAGAAUCUUGCUAAAGAGGGGCGUUGCAGAAGGAAGCAGGGUGCUCGUCACCACAAGAAACGAAGAGGUUGCAGCUCAGAUGAUGGCAGUCCACUCGCAACGCGUGCAGUCAUUGCCUCUAGAAGAUGGGUGGUCACUGCUCUGCAAGUCAGCUUUUCCUGCUUGGGAGCAGCUGGAAGCGAAGGAUGACAAAUGGAACCUCAAAGAUAUCGGCAUAGAACUUGUCAAAAAAUGUGAUGGACUGCCACUAGCGAUCAAUGCAAUAGGAGGGAUGUUGUCAAGCCAGAGCAGAACAAGAGAAUCAUGGGAGUUUAUUCUCAAGAGCAGCUCUUGGGAGGUGAAAGGGCUUCCUGAUGAAAUCAACUCUGUUUUAUACAUAAGUUACCAAUACCUGCCUAGGGAUAUCAAGCGAUGUUUCUUGUAUUGUUCUUUGUUUCCUAAAGGCAGAUAUUUUAAGAUUAUGAAUGCAAAAAACCUUUGGAUCCAGGAGGGGCUCAUCAAUGAUGAAAAGAAUAGAUCAUCGCAUGAUGUUGCAGAAAGGUACUUCAGAAUACUAGUACAGAGAAACCUCGUGAUACUAGAUCGAGUAUACAUAGAAGCAGCCUAUUUUAAGAUGCAUGACCUUGUCUACUCACUCUCACAGUUUCUAACUAGAAACGAGAAUCUUGUCGCUACAGAAGAAAGAGAGAUUUUAAAUUCUGAAUUCGAUGGAAAGAUAAAGAAGCUACGUCGUCUUUCUUUUAUAGGCGGCCAUAAUGAAACGACUAAGAUCCAAAAAAAAUGUCUGCAAGAACAGGUGUCGUUGAGGACUCUUUUGACCUUUGAUAAAACCAUCUAUAAUAUUGAUAAUGACCUCUUCAAUCAUCUUCGUCAUCUUCGGAUACUAUGGCUUCGAGGAACUAAAGUUACGGAGUUGCCUGCAUCCCUAGGUUCCCUCAAGCUUCUAAGGUACCUAAACCUAUCGCAGACUCCUAUAAAGGAGUUGCCCAUAACAAUCCAAAACCUCAAUGCUCUGAGGAUUCUUGAUGUUUCUGAGUGUGAAAACCUCCGUAAUCUUCCUUCAUGCAUUAUGAAGUUGCAUCAUCUAUGUUCUCUGACAACUAAAGGUACCGCAUUGGAUCAUCUACCUCAGGGAGUGGGAAAUUUGAACAAACUACAACUUCUUGAAUUCAUUGUGCCUCUAGACAAGGGUAUUGCACGGGAAUCCUCUACUGUUAAGGAGUUGGAGACACUCACGGAGCUAAGGCAAUUAAAUUUGUGCAAGCUGGAAAGGGUGUUGGACAGCUCUCAAACAAAAAGUGCUUCUCUCAAAGACAAACCACACCUCAAAGAACUCAUACUGAGUUGCUCGGAGAGAGAUUCUAAUGAAGUUUGUACAGAUGAUUCCGACAGAAUUGAGGUCGUCUUUGAGGAUCUCUGCCCUCCAGUUCAACUAAAAAUUCUUAAAAUUACCAACUAUUUUGGAUGCAAGCUACCAAGUUGGCUGGGAUCUCGACUAUUUAACAUUCGAUUUUUGAAAAUAACUGGUUGUAGCAAUUGCAAGAAACUUGACGGAUUAGGAUUGCUGCCUUUCUUGGAAGCAUUUUAUAUUGAAGGUGCAUCAUCAAUAAAAAACAUUGGCCCAGAAUUCUACACAAACAACAACAUAGAAAAUGAUGCAUAUCAAAAUUCUGUCUUAUUUCGAAGAAUGAAGCUAUUGAGCUUUGAAAAUAUGGAUAGCUGGGAGGAGUGGAGUAGUUUGGGUAAUGAUAUACGUGUGAUGCCUUUUUUGGAGGUUUUGCAAAUUUAUGCAUGCCCAAAGCUCAAGUCAAUUCCCGAAGAAGUCCUGUCAGAUAGCUAUUUGAAGAGAAUAAGAAUAUGCAAGGCUCGCCAACUCCUAAAAAAGCUGCACAACCCCCAUUUUCUAGAAAUCAUUGAAAUUGGAAACAUCCCUUACCUGGAGAAGAUCUCGGGAGUUCCGGCGCUUCGACGGCUAAAAAUAGAGGACUGUCCGGGGAUUAACUUGGUGGAGCUUACACAUACAUUGCAAAAUAUCGAUUGGAAAGACUUCAAUGCCGACUCACUUCCAAUAUGGUUUUCCCCUGAUGGCCAUGGGGAUGACGACAACAUAAAAGCCACUUACGUACAAAUAAGUUGCAAAGAGGAAUUGGUGAGGAAUAAUAUAGCAUACCGAUUCAUAUACCUGUAUUACCUGUUAUCUGUUACCUGUAUUCUAGAAGCUUGUCGCUUGUACCUGACAUCUUUUCUUUUCGAUUUUCUCCUCUGUUUUGUUCCGACCGAAGAAAGUCAAGAAAAGCCUCUUGAAGAAGCUCUCAUCAUUCCUGCCUCCCUCAAAUUCGUUAUCUCCAACAUCAAAAUCAUCGUUCCCGUGCAACUGUCAUCGGACAACUACCCAGUUUGGCGAUCGCAGGUUAUGAAAUUAUUAACAGCAAACGGGUUUGCUUCCUAUCUCUCUUCAUCGACUUCCCCUCCGGCGACGCACAAAACACUUCAAGAUGGUAGCAAAGAACUCAAUCCAAGACAUCAAGAAUGGGUUCUUGUGGAUCAAAAUCUGGCAGCGGCGUUGUGCUCCACUGUGUCCCCUGCCAUUCUUUCUUAUGUUAUUCAUUUAAACUCCACAUCUACUAUAUGGCAGACUCUUGAAAAACGCCUCCAGUCAUCAAAUCGAUCACGAGUUAUUCAGCUCAAAAAUGAGCUGCAUAACAUCCAGAUGAAGUCUCAAAGCAUGACACAGUAUAUGCAACAAAUCAAGAACAUUGUUGAUAACAUAAGCUCAGCCGGAUCGGAGAUUGAUCAAGAAGACGUUCUCCUAUAUACGAUGAAUGGCUUGCCACCAUCGUAUAAUGCUCUCAAGACCACCAUUCGGGCAAUGCAAUCCCCCAUGGACCUCGACACGCUAUAUUCAUUACUCAUCACAGAAGAAAUAAAUCUCCAAUCGGAAUCUGCUCGUCACAAUCUACUUGGAGAUUCGUCUACUGCCCUUUACUCCAAUCGGGGCCGUGGUCGGCGUGGACGUGCAAGAUCGUCGACACAGCCAUCCAGAUCCACAAAUCAAAAUGUUCCUUACUGCCAGAUAUGCAACAAGCGGGGACAUCUUGCACACAAUUGUUGGCACAGACUAAAAAACUCUGUCAAUCCUCCUGACCCGAUCACUACAAAUCCGUCUAACACAGCGAUGGUAGCUGCUACAGACAAUGAAAAUCCUGAUUGGUAUCUUGAUUCGGGCGCGUCAGUACAUCUCACAAACUCGGUGGACAAUCUCUCGCAGGCUCAAUCUUACACUGGGACUGACUCAAUUACAAUAGGUGAUGGCAGAUCUCUAUCCAUUGCCCACUCCGGCAACGGUAUUCUGCCAACACCGUAUCGUAAGCUACACCUUAAAAAUUUAUUUCAUGUUCCGCAUUUAUCACAUAAUCUUCUUUCUAUCUCUAACUUGACUCAAGAUAAUAAUGUAUCAGUGAACUUUAACCCCUCUGGUUUUGCCAUUAAGGAUUUGAAGACAAACAAAACAUUGCUCACGGGACCAAAUCGCAGAGGACUCUAUCCAAUUCAAUCGGCCAACAAGAGUAACUACGGCUCCACAGCAUUAACAGCUAGUUCCAACAUUGCAAAUCUCUGGCAUCAACGUUUGGGACACCCUCACUCAAGAAUUAUUCACGCUGUAUCUGCCUCCGACAAAAGUCUUAACAUCCCGCAUAAUUUUUCUUUUUGUUCUGCUUGUACGACCUCAAAAGGUCAUAGAUUACCUUUCUCAAAUAAAAAUCAUCGCACUUUUAUACCUCUUGCAAUUGUGCAUACUGAUGUUUGGGGUCCAGCCCCAGUACCUUCUAAUCAAGGUUUUUUGUAUUACGUAGUUUUUAUCGACGACUUCUCUAGAUUUACGUGGGUUUUUCCCAUGCGACACAAAUCAGAAGUCUUUGAAAUUUUUCAAAAAUUUAAAACCUAUGUUGAAAAGCAAACACAAUUUUCAAUUAAAUGCUUAAGAUCUGAUGGAGGUAUGGAGUAUUUAAAUAAUAAUUUCAGGAAUUUUCUCAGUCACCACGGCAUUGCACAUCAAACCUCCUGCCCUUACACACCUGAGCAGAAUGGGCUGGCAGAGCGCAAGCACAGACAUCUUCUUGAAACAACACGAACCUUGAUUACCACUGCAUCGCUUCUGCCAUCACUCUGGCCGGAUGCCGUGCUCACGGCUUCGUUCAUUAUCAACAGGCUUCCUACUGCUAUCACGGGUUACAGGUAUUUGGGUGUGCCUGCUACCCGUGGAUUUCGCCAACUCAAAGACACAAACUGGAGUCCAGAUCUCGCAGCUGUGUGUUUAUUGGAUACUCACCCGUCUCAAAAGGCUUUGGCCACCAGGCAAUUAAAUUUGUGCAAGCUGGAAAGGGUGUUGGACAGCUCUCAAACAAAAAGUGCUUCUCUCAAAGACAAACCACACCUCAAAGAACUCAUACUGAGUUGCUCGGAGAGAGAUUCUAAUGAAGUUUGUACAGAUGAUUCCGACAGAAUUGAGGUCGUCUUUGAGGAUCUCUGCCCUCCAGUUCAACUAAAAAUUCUUAAAAUUACCAACUAUUUUGGAUGCAAGCUACCAAGUUGGCUGGGAUCUCGACUAUUUAACAUUCGAUUUUUGAAAAUAACUGGUUGUAGCAAUUGCAAGAAACUUGACGGAUUAGGAUUGCUGCCUUUCUUGGAAGCAUUUUAUAUUGAAGGUGCAUCAUCAAUAAAAAACAUUGGCCCAGAAUUCUACACAAACAACAACAUAGAAAAUGGUGCAUAUCAAAAUUCUGUCUUAUUUCGAAGUAUGAAGCUAUUGAGCUUUGAAAAUAUGGAUAGCUGGGAGGAGUGGAGUAGUUUGGGGAAAGAUAUACGUGUGAUGCCUUGUUUGGAGGUUUUGCAAAUUUAUGCAUGCCCAAAGCUCAAGUCAAUUCCCGAAGAAGCCCUGUUUCAUGCAGCUAGCUAUUUGAAGAGAAUAAGAAUAUGUACGGCUCCCCAACUCCUCCUAAAAAAGCUGCACUACCUCCGUUUUCUAGAAAUCAUUGAAAUUGGAAACAUCCCUUACCUGGAGAAGAUCUCGGGAGUUCCUGUGCUUCGACGACUAAAGAUAGAGGACUGUCCGGGGAUUAACUUGGUGGAGCUUACACAUACAUUGCAAAAUAUCGAUUGGAAAGACUUCAAUGCCGACUCACUUCCAAUGUGGUUUUCCACUGAUGGCCAUGGGGAUGACAACAACAUAAAAGCCACUUACCUACAAAUAAGUUGCAAAGAGGAAUUGGUGAGGAAGAUAUGCGUCAACGACGUCCAUGAGUGGUCUAAAAUCCAACAAUUUGACAACAUCAUUGUCUUGGACGAGAACGAACGGUUAAGGCUCACCCACCCCGAAAUGCCCAAUAGCUUCACUAAGAAUGACGAGCAAGUUAAAUGGCUAGACGUCUCAGGUCCAGUCGAUGAGGAGGAGCUAAUUAUGCUUAAAAUACGACAUGGCGAGGUGGAGGAGCCCAUUAUACGUCGUAUACGUUUGCAGACGUCUUGUCCUACAGUUGAAGAGAAUGACAAUGAAUCAUCUUAGGAGACCUUACACGUCAGACUCCUUUAGGUCUUUUUGUAAUAUUAGCUGCUAGC